GCUCCGCUGUGAGACAGGAGGAGAAGAAGAAGAGCUAGCCGGAGAAGCUAACUGCUGUCAUGGUUCUGGUUCUGGACUAAAAAUGUCUCCAUCUCGUGAAAUUCUCUCAAAGUUCGGGGAAACCGAACCGAACCGACGGCUGGGUUUGAGCCGGGGACCGGAAGUGCGCUUUAAAGCCGCAGAUCAUCUUCAUCAACACGACUGCAAGGAGGAAGAGGAGGACCUCUGGGACCCGGACCAGGAUCAGAGUCUGGACCAGGAGCCUCCUCAGAUGAAAGAAGAACCAGAGGAGGAUCAGGAGACUGAGACCUUUACUCAUGAACCCGACCCGAGGAAACCAGAACCAGACCGGUUCCUCUCAGACCACAGUCCUGUGUCUGAGACCCCAAACCCUUCAGACUCUGGACCAGGUGGACCCACAGAACUGAAGCUAAAGAUGCAGCAGGAAAAUACAAAGUCUUUUAAAUCUAAACUGAAUAAUAAAACAUUAAAGGACCCUGGAGACAAGAGACCAUACUCCUGCAGCACUUGUGGGAAAACCUUAAACACAGUCCAGUCUUUAAAUAAUCACCAUAAAAUUCACACCGGGGAGAAGCCGUUUCCCUGUGGAACGUGUGGGAAAAACUUCCGUCACAUUAAAACUUUAACGCGCCACCUGAGGACUCACACAGAGGAGAAGCCAUACUCCUGUGAGACGUGUGGGAAAGGGUUCAGGUGUAGAGAGAGCUUGCUGGUCCACGUGAGGACUCAUACGGGUGAGAAACCAUUUUCCUGUGAAAUCUGUGGGAGGAGCUACACCCUGAACGGCAGUUUGACCAUCCACAUGAGAAGCCACACGGGAGACAAACUCUUCUCCUGUCAGAUCUGUGGGAAAAUCUUCACCCAGAAUGGGAACUUGACUGUCCACAUGAGGACGCACACGGCUGAGAGGCCGUUUUCCUGUGACGUAUGUGGGAAAAACUUCACUCAGAGUGAUCAUUUAACCGUUCACAUGAGGACACACACAGGUGAGAAACCCUACCUGUGUUACACCUGCGGGAAAAGAUUUAUAGACUCCUCAGCCUUUAAAAGACAUUUAGCCGUUCACUCCGAGGAGAAGUCGUAUUCCUGUGUAAUCUGCGGGAAACACUUCAUCACUAGCAGCCGUCUGAUGGCUCACCUGAAGACUCACACCGGAGAGAAGCCGUUUGCAUGUCAGACGUGUGGGAAAAGUUUCACGGAGAGAGGAACUUUAACGUCCCACGUCAGAACGCACACAGGAGAGAUGCCGUACACCUGCAGCAUCUGCGAGAAAAGAUACAAGGACGCUUCGGCUCUGAGGAAACACAGGAAGUCUCAUUCACACGUCAGGAAAGUCUCAGCAGAGAAACCGUGAAAGAGAUUUACAUCAUGAAGACAGUUUCUACAGAUCUAAAGAAACGUUUCUGAAGCAGCUGAUUGUUUUAUAAAGUUAUAAUUAUUUUAAAUGCUUUUAUUUCUGAUGGAGGUUAAAGUCAGAGCAGCUGAUCAUCUACAGUUUGUCCUGCAUAAAAACUAACCAACAAACUAAAGCAGCAGUGGCAACGUUUUGAAGAACAGUUAAUAUCUUACCUGUUGUAGAUGGCUCUUUGCUGGACAAUUAUUCUGACUGAUGAGCUAAGUAGUUGUAGUUUCCUUUAUCUAACCAGGAAAUAAACUCAUUGAGAUUCAAAA
Austrofundulus limnaeus is the source of this 1692-nucleotide messenger RNA. RefSeq names its product gastrula zinc finger protein XlCGF57.1. Gene Ontology annotation, cellular component: transcription regulator complex; PcG protein complex; chromatin. The coding region runs from base 83 to 1375 and encodes 430 amino acids. Gene Ontology annotation, molecular function: RNA polymerase II cis-regulatory region sequence-specific DNA binding; DNA-binding transcription factor activity, RNA polymerase II-specific. The record is from RefSeq and is a predicted model, not a curated record. Gene Ontology annotation, biological process: regulation of transcription by RNA polymerase II. Lineage: Eukaryota; Metazoa; Chordata; Actinopteri; Cyprinodontiformes; Rivulidae. The transcript has 2 exons.